Rangifer tarandus platyrhynchus (Svalbard reindeer) is the source of this 381-nucleotide messenger RNA. Lineage: Eukaryota; Metazoa; Chordata; Mammalia; Artiodactyla; Cervidae. The record is from the annotation of a GenBank genome assembly.
AUGUGGAUGGGGAGCAUCCUGCCGGGCCCAUGGGUGCUUUGGCUCGUGAAGGUCCAGUUUGUUAACACUACAAACCUUCUCUUCUGUGACUGCCGGAAGCUCUCUGAACACCAAGCGUUGGCAGCAAGGAGCCAGGCCCGCGCUCGCCACGCCCGGUGCCCCGAGCUUCGGGGCCUGCGCCCGCCCGGGAGCAAUGGCGACGACGCCCAGGCCACCUCGCUGAUCCGGCCCCCAGGCAGUGCCCUCACGGGGUGCCGGGUUCCCGCGGGCUGCGGCAGCUUUGGCUCCGAUAUAGGCGUCCCCGCUCCCUCGACCGCCCGCCCGGCGAUCCCGUCAGCUCCGGCCGCAGCCAUUUUGGAGCAAGCGGAGACAAAGAGCUAG